Messenger RNA from Hansenula ciferrii, 1572 nucleotides. RefSeq names its product FACT complex subunit POB3 (gene POB3). Gene Ontology annotation, cellular component: FACT complex; nucleus. Gene Ontology annotation, molecular function: nucleosome binding; histone binding; DNA binding. The coding region runs from base 1 to 1572 and encodes 523 amino acids. Lineage: Eukaryota; Fungi; Ascomycota; Saccharomycetes; Phaffomycetales; Wickerhamomycetaceae. The record is from RefSeq and is a predicted model, not a curated record. The transcript has a single exon.
AUGUCAGGAAAUUUGGAUUUUGAGAAAAUCUAUUUAAAUCAAUCAAAAGCUUUUGGUCGUUUCCGUAUUGCUGAAACUGGUUUAGGUUGGAAAGCUGCAGCUGCUGGUGGUUCAGCAAAUAAAACUCAACCAUUCCUUUUGCCAUCUGAAGAAUUAUCAUCAGCUCAAUGGAGUAGAGGUUCAAGAGGUUAUGAAAUUAAAAUUCAAACCAAAAAUAAAGGUGUUGUUAAACUAGAUGGGUUUGAUCAACAAGAUUUCAAUCAAUUAAAAAAUGGAUUACAACAAUUUAAUAUACAAUUAGAUCAUAGAGAACAUUCAUUAAGAGGUUGGAAUUGGGGUAAUACUGAUUUAGCAAGAAAUGAAUUAAUUUUCAAUGUUAGUGGCAAACCAGCUUUUGAAAUUCCAUAUGCUCAAAUUUCAAAUUCUAAUUUAGCUUCAAAAAAUGAAGUUGCCAUUGAUAUGGAUCCACUGCAGGGAAAUGAUUUUGCUGGUGAUGAAUUAGUUGAAGUUAGAUUUUAUGUCCCAGGUAAUGUUCCAUAUGAAGAUGAUGAUGUUCCAGAAGAUGAUAAAGAAGAAAAAACAGCAGCUUCUGCAUUCUAUGAAAAUUUGAAAGAUAAAGCUGAUAUUGGUCAAGUUGCAGGUGAAGCUCUGGCCUCAUUUAAUGAUAUUUUAUUCCUUACUCCUCGUGGUCGUUUCGAUGUUGAGAUGUAUAGAGGCUCAUUAAGAUUAAGAGGUAAAACUUAUGAUCAUAAAAUACAAUACCGUCAAGUUGAAAGAAUAUUCUCAUUACCAAAACCAGAUGAUAUACAUCAUUUAAUGGUUAUACAAGUUAAUCCACCUCUGCGUCAAGGUAAUACACCAUAUCCAUUUUUAGUUUUACAAUUUUCAAAAGAUGAAGAACUGGAAUUAGAAAUCAAUAUCGAUGAUGAUGAGUUCCAAGAGAAAUAUUCUAAACGUUUGAAUAAGAACUAUGAUCAACAAACACAUCUGGUUUUAAGUCAUGUAUUUAGAGGUUUAACAGAACGUCGUGUUAUUAUCCCAGGAAGUUUCUUAUCAAAACAUGGUCAACCAGCUGUGAGUUGUUCAUUAAAAGUUAAUGAAGGUUAUUUAUAUCUAUUGGAAAAUAAUUUCUUAUUUGUUACUAAACCAACAGUUUAUAUUCCAUAUAAUGAUGUUUCAAGUGUUUCAAUUUCAAGAGCUGGUGAUUCAUCAACUUCAAACCGUACAUUUGAUCUGGAAGUUAAUUUAAGAGGCUCACCAGUAUCACAUACAUUUGCUAAUAUUACAAAAGAAGAACAAAAUUCAUUAGAAUCAUUCUUGAAAAGUAAAGGUGUUAAAGUUAAAAAUGAUGAAAUUGAACAACAAGCUAGAAUUAAUGCUGUUUUGGCUAAUGAUUUGGAUUCAUCAGAUUCAGAUGUUAAUAUGGGAUCAGCAAGUGAGGAUGAAAGUCCAGAUGAAGAUUUUAACGAUGGUGGUUCAGGUUCAGAUUCAGAUUUAGCUGAAGAAUUUGAUAGUGAUGCACCAUUAAGUGAUGAUGAUGAACCACCUGCUAAAAAGGCUAAAAAUGAAUAA